GGAAGGAACCGUGAUCGAUAACUUGAUUUUUCAGAUUGAUUUGUGUGUUGUGAUUAUGGCUGAGGAAACAAGCGUGGAAAAAUAUUUCGGAGGACUACAGAAAACAUUCUGUGCUGAAAGCCAAGAGCUAUCUGGAAAAACUAUUUUCGGUGUCUAUUUGCCCCCUAAAGCAAUAGCUGGCGAGAAGUGCCCAGUUGUGUACUACCUUAGUGGUUUGACCUGCACAGAAGCGAAUUUUAUUCAAAAGUCUGGCUUCCAGAAAUAUGCAUCUGAGCUGGGCUUGAUAGUUGUGAACCCUGACACCAGUCCCAGAGGAGCCGGGGUAGACGGUGAGGAUGAGUCAUACGAUUUAGGCUCUGGAGCCGGGUUCUAUCUGGAUGCGACUGAAGAGAAGUGGAAAAAACACUACAGAAUGUACUCAUACGUGACCAAAGAAUUGCCCGAGAUUGUAGCAGCAACUAUUCCGCAGGCGGAUAUCAGUCGUGCGGGUGUCUUUGGACACAGCAUGGGAGGCCAUGGCGCUCUGACCAUCUAUUUGAAAAAUCCCGACAAAUACAGGAGUUGUUCUGCUUUUGCCCCGAUUUGCAACCCAAUCAACUGCCCAUGGGGACAGAAAGCACUGCCGAGUUACCUAGGGUUGGACAAAAGUACCUGGGGACAGUACGAUGCCUGUGAACUUAUUAAAACUAUGUCAGAUGAAAAGCAAAAACUGUUGAACCCAAUCUUGAUAGACCAAGGUUCUGCUGACAAUUUUUUGACCGGAGGUCAAUUAUUGCCUGAAAAUUUGGUAUCUGCAGCGAAGGAAAAAGGCGUGAAGGUUGAUUAUAGAUUGCAAGAAGGCUAUGGACACGCUUACUCGUUUGUUAGUACCUUUACUGGAGAUCAUUUGAAGCAUCACGCUGACCUGCUCAGAUGAACACCCUAUGGAGCUGAAGGAAAUUAUCCAUUGAACUGGACUUUUCAAACUACUUUAUCAAAAACAUUUAUACAUUUUUCUUAAGAUAUUAUACGAAUAAGUUAAACUUAUAAGCGAGA
Molecule: messenger RNA, 1035 nt
Organism: Symsagittifera roscoffensis
Lineage: Eukaryota; Metazoa; Xenacoelomorpha; Acoela; Convolutidae
Product: S-formylglutathione hydrolase-like
Exons: 5
Coding region: 56-916 (286 amino acids)
Biological process (GO): formaldehyde catabolic process
Cellular component (GO): cytosol
Molecular function (GO): S-formylglutathione hydrolase activity
Source: RefSeq, a predicted model, not a curated record